GGUGCAAGCCGGGAGAGAGAGAGUGUCUAAUCCAAAAUGAAUUAAAGUGGCAAACACAACUGUAAAAACACACAUCCAACUUACUUAAAAAACAACUUAACCAGCAUCAAGAGAGAGUGUGCGCAAGCCAAAAGUGACAGAAAGAGAGAGCAAGAAAGAGAGCGAGAGAGAGCUUGAUUAAGAGAAGCAGCAGCAGCGCAGCAGCAGCAGCAGACGACGCCAUGUCGAGCAGCGAUGAUGUGCAGAUCACCAGCGUCGUUGACGCCAACGGGCAGUCGCUGCCGCUGCAUGGAAACAGCCUUGGCAGCUCCUUCGGUCCGCCUGUUAAACAGGAGCGACCCGACGAUGCCGAAAUCCGUGAAUUGGCCGCCAAAAUGAAGGAGCAACAAAAGCAACAGGCCGCACAACAGGCGAGCCGUCAAGCAGCCAUGCAACAUGCAAAUGGUGCUGGUGCUGGUGGUGCUGGAGGCGGUGGUGGUGGUGGUGGUGCAAUGCAACCACCAAUGACAAAUGGCAAUGGACAGACAAACAUCAUGAGCUAUUUGUCCCGUCAUCAGAAACUGCCCAAUGGCACAAUGCAAGUGGUACCGGCAUUGGCCUCAAAUGGUCGUGCCAAUGGUGCCAUAGAUACUGAGAAAUCAGCACAGAAAUCAGGUGGUGGUGGACCCUGCGAUGAGGAGUCGAUCAAGGGACACUUUGGUUGGGCGCAAUUCGGCAAGGUGUCCAUACCCUACAUCUACAGGCAGUCGGAAAAGUAUUGCUCGGUGCGAAUGAUCGAGUUAAAGCUGCUCGGCAAGUACCUGAACUGCCUGCAUCCGGACAUUUACUCGAGCUGCACGUGCGUGCGCAGCUAUUACAUUACGGAUGCGGAGGCGCGUCUAUUCAUUGAGAUCAAUCACAAGCACUGCGAUGGUGAAUUCGGUCGUGAUCUCUUCACGCAAAAGGAUCUUGUGGUGCGGCUGAGCGACGCAUCCAAAUUCUAUCAAUUUUUGGAUAUAUGCUAUCGCAAGCUGGUAUCGGGCAGUAAGACGCCAUCGGAGAAAUGCGGAUUUAUUCGCAUCAACAAGGAGUCGGUCGUACCGUAUACGGUCCGGAAUAAUCAGCAGGUGGUGCCGCUUUUCUAUUUCGAAGGCGAAACGGAGAAUCUAAAGACAAAAGCGGAGCUACUUAAUGGCUGGGAUUUGGCUUAUUUGAAGUUCUGCUGCAAAGUACAGGGUAUACGCAAUGAGCUAUUUUCCAGCGAAAAUGUUGCGGUCAUUUCCCUUACCGAUAUCAAAAGCUAUUUCCCCAAUGGCACCGAAUUCGAGGAUUAUUGGCCGAGCAAAGUGGUCGACUCGAAUCUGUUAAUUGGCAAUCGGGCCAAUGUCAACAAUUCGGUCAACUGGACGCGACAGCCAUCGGCACCACCACCAAAGGUUGCUGGCAGCGCUGGUGGCGUUAACAGCAACAGCGGCGCUGGCAGCGCUGCCAGCGCUGCAGCUCAAAAAUCACAGCAGCAUUCCACUGCCGUCAGCGCAGCGGCAGCGCAGCAGCAGCAUUUGAUGAAACAACGGGCUGCCGUCGCAGCGGCUGCGGCCAGUGCAAAUGGUGUGGCAAACGCUGCCAAUUUCCCCUCACCAGUCGCAGCAGCGGCCGCAGCGGCAGCGUUCAACUCACAGGCAGCGGCCGCAGCAGCAGCGGCAAUGCUGCAAACGCAGGGCAACACGAGAAUGCUGACGCAGGCCACUGUGCAGGCCUUGGCCAACGGCGGCUGGAUGAAUUCACAGAACAACGUGCCGCAGCUUCAUGCUCAAAUGUUGCAACAAACGCAUGCGAAUGCGAACCGCGUCGGCGGCACCUACCGCGAACACCUAAACAACAUGAUGUUGAGUGGCAACAGCCGUCAAGCGUAUACCUACAACAAUCCUGCGAUUUCCAUGUCCUCUGUGAAUAGCCAUAGUGGUGGCGGCAAUGCGCCGCCGCCGUUGGUUCGUUCGGCGGCAGGACAGAAUGCCAAUCACAUGUCAAAUGUCGAGCAAUCACUGGUGCAACAACAACAACAGACACAACAACAACAGCAACAACAACAACGACAACAACAAAAUAGCACAUUUAACCAUGCACAACACUCCCCAAACACGCACAGUCCACGUAGCCAUCACGGCCAUGUCCUUGCCAACAGCAACAACAACAACCACAACAACAGUAGCAACAACAACAACAACAACAGCAAUUCUCGCAACUCCUCGUCCUCUUCCUCCUCCGCUGCCAAUUCCACAGUGUCGGCGAGCAACAACAACUGCUCCUCGACAUCAGCGGCAGCUGCAGCUGCUGCCGCAGUUGCCGCCAAUAUGCAUGCCCUUUUGGGAAGUCCCUUCAAUUACAAUAUGCCCUCCACGCGUGCCGACUACACAAAUUUGGCGCUUUGGAAUCAACUGACGCCGGCAGAGCGUUUACUGUUCACGCAGCAAAUGAAAGGCGCCGGCAUUGGCAUUGGCGGCAGUGGCAGCGGCGGCGGCGGCGGCAGUGUUGCCAACUGUAUUGCCAAUGCAACGCAAAAGUCACAUGGCUCGGUGGGCGGUAAUUUUCCGCCGUUGCCAUCGCUGCCAUUGGACACGGAUCUGAUUACCAUGUUGGACUACAAUAAUCCCAAUAAGCAAGCGAGCAGUAAAAGCAAUAAGUCAGCUGUCAAUACUAGUGGUGGUACCUUUACCAAACCCAAUGUACCGCCACUUAUACCAGAUGAGCACCAGCAGCAACAGCAACAACAGCAACAGCAACAACAACAGCAGCAACAUCAGCCGCAGACAAGUAGCAAAAAACAGCGGGGGGUCAGUGGUGGUGGUGUGACCACCAUACCAUUGAACUCCACUCAAGCUUUAGAGGAUUUUGAAAAGAAAUUUAAUAUGACGGACGAGAUGCGCGCCGUUAUACACAAGGUGUUAGCUAAUCCCGAUCUCUCCACAUCGAUACAGACCAAUGCAAAUGCGAAUGCAACGCAUAACCAUAAUCCUCACUCCCACUCGCAUUCCCACUCCCACUCCCAUUCGCAUUCCCAUGCGCAUCCACAUCCGCAUCCGCAUCCUAUGCCCUCAUAUAUCUCGCCGCCCAUGUCACCGGCAAUUGGUGGCGCCAAUGUGACAACAUUGUCGCUGGCCUCAAAUCCGAAUGUGACCAUAACACCGCAAUUGCCAGGUCACUUUCUGCACUCACCAUCCAGCUCCUGCUCAAGCUCGAGUGCAUCCACAACGGCUGCCUCGCCCUUGGGCAGCAGCAGUGCCAACAGUAUUGGUGCUGCUGCUGGUAACGGUGGUGCAGCACGCCAAAAGAGCGUCAUAUGCUCAACCAAAUCAAAUGCACUGCCAUUGGCCGUACUCUCGCUAUCUAGCGGUGCUACAGGCACUGGCGGUGGCGGUGGCACCUCUGGUGCCUCGGGUGGUUUACGACAUAAGCAAACGAUUAGUGGUUACGGGCGUCAGUCACACAGCCAUCAGUUUAGUAUGGGUAGCCACUUGGACAGCAUAGGGAGCACAACAAUAACACCAAGCACCACGCCCACUGAUGUUAUCGAUUUAUCUUCAUCCCGAAGGUCGUUAGCGGCCUCCGCAUUUCAUCAGCAGCAUCAUCAGCAACAGCAGGCGGCAGCGGCCGUGCAACAGCAACAACAGCAGCAACAGCAGCAGCAACAACAACAGGCGGUAGCCGCACAGCAUCAGCGUAUGUCCGCCGCAUUGGCUCAACAUGCGCAGCACUUGCAAAACGGCGGACGCAGCAACAGCAGUAGUGGCGGCGGCGGCGGUGGCAGCGGUUCCGCCGGCGGUGGCUCCUCAUCCGGCGGCGGCGGCGGUGGCAGCUCGAGUGCCAACAGCGCCUCAAUGCAUCUGCAGCGUCAUGCGGCGUUGGCGCACGCAGCGGCCGCCAGUGCAUCGGGGGCUGAUGGGGCACAACGAUUGUGCGUCAUUCCCGAAAUACCCACCAGCAGCAUGAAUGUGACCCCAUACAAGGUGCAAAGGGUGUGCGUCGAUAAGCAUUUGGUGCCGUGCAUCAAUAUGAAGGCCUACAAUGACUCCGAGCAGCUAAUGACGCUCACCGAAUUCCAGAAGAACUUUUUCCCCACGGUCGCCCUCGAUCAUUGCAAGCGAUUGAUUGAGGCGCUGGGCGUGGAACUCUACAAAGCGAAUCGGCGACAAGUGCAGAUACUCAUGGAGUACGAUCGUUCCUACAACGAGAAUAUGCCUCUGGUGCAGGUGCGCGACAUUAUCAAGUAUAUGACACAAUUGACUUUCAUGACACGCCAGUCGGAGCAGCCGCCGUCGAAGCGCACGCGCACAAGCUAGGAAUUAAGCUGGGGAGCACAACAUUUGCCUAAUACAACAACAACAACAGCAACAUCAACAUCAAUAACAACAAAAACAGCAACAUUAACAGCCACGAACAACAGCAACAGCAACAAAAACAUCACAGCAACAACAGCAGCAGCAGCAGCAGCAUCAACAGAUGCGCAUGCCAAACAACAAAAAACGCCCGCAUCUCAUAUGACACACUUGGCACCGCCACCAGCACCACAACAACAACAACAGCAGCAGCAGCAACAUCAGCAACAACAUCACCAUCAUCACCAGCAGCAGCAGCAGCAACAGCAACACUAUCAACAACAAUUAGCACACAACAAUACAUACGAAAUGUUGUACUCCCACAACCAACACCAACACCACCCGCAACCUCACCCACAAACGCAUACGCACCCGCUGCCAACAACAGCAACAGCAGCAGCAGCAGCAACACGCCAGCAACAUGCACAGCAGCAACAUCCACAGCAACAGGAGCAGCAACGUCAGCAAAAGAAGCGACAACAUGCGGAGCAAAACAACAGCAGCAGCAGUGUUGCUAGUGUUGCAAAUGGCAGCAGCAGCAAAAGCAGCACUGCCAAAUCCGCUGCACAGCAAAUGGCUGAGGCGGAGCACGCGUAUUUGUCGACGUUGUAUGGAAAAGCGGCUGCUAAUUUGCUCAGUCCGCCGCUGAGUGCAGUCGCUGCAGCUCAGGAGCAGCGACACGCCAGCAACAUCAGCAGCAGCAGCAGCAGCAACAAAAGCAGUGGCAACACUGCCUUUGACUGGAGCGUAAACAGUGAUCAGCAGCAGCAGCAGCAACAACAACAACAACAACGCUCCCGACGCUGUCCGCCGUUGCCGUUGCCAUUGGCACAGGAUGCAAGCGGCGCUGUUGCUGCUGCGGCAGCAACGCGUGUGGCAGCUGUGGCAGCGGCAGCGGUUGCAGCUGAGCGACAACAGCGUCAUGCAAUUAUGCAUCGGCGGCACAGCAUUUGCGCUGCCGCAGCGGCGGCGGCAGGCAUCGCCAGCUUGUCACCAGCAUCGUCCACAAACUCCUCAUCGGCUUCGGCAUCGGCAGCGGCAUCGCCAACGGCAGCAGCUGCCGCUCUAGCCGCUGCCUCCUACUACGGCGCCUUCUCGGCGCCCUAUCAUCAUAUGAGCGCGGCAGCGGCGGCGGCGGCAGCGCAUCACUCACAUGGCCAGCCCUCGCCGACCAUUUACCCGCCAACGCCGCCGCCCUCGGCGCCUUGGGUGCAUCCCUGGUAUGCAGGCGAUGCGUUCUAAGUGUUCGAACUGCUCGAACUGUUGGAACUAUUCGAAAUGCGCUCCAUGCUCCACAUGUACAUUGUAGUCUAUGCCUAAGUUAUAUAUAUUUAUUAAUUUUAUAAACUAUAAACUAUAUAUUAAUAUUACUAUUUUUUUUUUUUAAGAUUUUUUUUUUUGUUUAGCGCGUAAGUAGGUUAACUAAUUAUUUUUGGGCAUCAUAUGUCGCAAGACUAAUAAUCGUUAAUUGAUAAUUAAUGAAGAAGUAUCGAUAACACGGCGCUCGCAACCUAAAACUAUCGUUAAUUUUGUCUUUUCAUUUAAAAUUCUUCGACAUUUUUCACUGAGAACUCAAAGAACUGAUUACAUUAAAUUACAACUAAUAACAAUAACAACUGUAACAUUUUUCAAGGUCAGCACUUGCACACACACACACACACACACACUUAUAAAACAAAUUAAACAUUUUGAUUCUGUUUUUAAUGCGCGCUGCCCGCUCGAAACAAAUACAAAAA
Drosophila innubila is the source of this 6088-nucleotide messenger RNA. Its product is annotated as AF4/FMR2 family member lilli. The transcript has 5 exons. The record is from RefSeq and is a predicted model, not a curated record. Lineage: Eukaryota; Metazoa; Arthropoda; Insecta; Diptera; Drosophilidae.